AUGCCAACCAUGUUAUUGCCGUCAUCCGCGGCCGCUUUUGCGCCGCGGUCCUCCCCGAAUGUCGUGUUGAAUACCAAGGUGGCGCCAUGGUUGACGGCCACUUUGAAACGAGUCAAUCGGGUCAAGCGUCCUCUGAACAACGUCACCCAACACACCCGGUGUCUGACGGAGACCUUGUCGUCGCAGAAUGCAAUCUGGACCUUGUGUUCAAUGAUGUUCACAAAGGCUCCCGAGGCAGAGCUGCGGAAAGAUGAGAACCCACUCGUGGAAGGUCUUUUCAACUAUCAGAUGAUCCACAUAGAGGCCUAUGUCGUGCACGUCGACAUGGUCUCGCGGAAUGAGGUCGCAUUCAAACUAACCCCGGAGACGAUUGAAUCCCUGGUGGAUUAUCAUCAAGACAUCUACUCGGUGGAUGCGGCCGCCAACACGUGGGAUUGGUCAGGGAAGCAGAGUCAGCUGAAGAAGUUACAGGAGGAGUUCGUGCAAGCCGCUAACAGGUUUGUGUACCGGACCGAUGCCGAGGCGCUGGAAGGAUUGGAAGAGGAUGGCGCCGGGGACCUAAUGUGUGGACGAGGCGAAGACGCUAAGCAGGCCAUCGCGAAUCUAUUCGUGCCCCUGCUACCACCUCCACCACGGGUGGUGGAUGUGAUGCGUGCCGUUCCUCUUCUACCCAGUUCGACAGGCCCCGAAGUCUGGUGGCACAACCCCUGCCCACCAUCCGCGCAACUCGAGUCGUGGAAAGUACUGCCGCCCAGCCCAACCCCGGCCACGGACGAUUCUAAUCCGAAUCUUUGGGCCAGUCUCAGUUUCAGUGAUGCCCAGCUGCCAUCGCCGACUCCAUCCUAUUGCCAGCCGUUCACCACCGCCCCGUACCUUCCGUAUGACAACAUGGUAACGACCUCGGCCCUUCUCGCACCCCUCCCGCUCCCGAGUACGCUCGUGCAACAUUGCAGUAUGGGAGCCAACAUGGCAGGCUUCGGCUGGGGAGACUUCGCCCCGUUGCCCUACGGCACGACGAUCUAA
Molecule: messenger RNA, 1023 nt
Organism: Penicillium pulvis
Lineage: Eukaryota; Fungi; Ascomycota; Eurotiomycetes; Eurotiales; Aspergillaceae
Exons: 1
Coding region: 1-1023 (340 amino acids)
Source: RefSeq, a predicted model, not a curated record